Molecule: messenger RNA, 854 nt
Organism: Phlebotomus argentipes
Lineage: Eukaryota; Metazoa; Arthropoda; Insecta; Diptera; Psychodidae
Exons: 1
Coding region: 79-423 (114 amino acids)
Source: RefSeq, a predicted model, not a curated record
GCAUGCCACUUCGACACGUGACGUUGAAGUGUCAAAUUACAUUUCUGCUUGCUGUUUAGUUUUCCAAAAUCGACCAAAAUGUUCAAGAAACUCCCUCCGGCGCCCCCAAUGCUGUCCUUAGAGGAGAUCCUAGCAGAUAUGGAGACGUUCAAGGCGGAGAAACCCGAAGUGCCGGAAACGAGAUGCCUGGAAGAGACUGAGAAUGUUUCCUUGGACGACUGGUGGAAGCUCUUUGAGACCUUCCUGAAGGACGUGGAGCAUCUGAAAGACGUUCGGACGCGGCUGGAGGAGCUGCGAAAUCAUCUGCAGGAGAAAAAUCAUAGGAUAAAAGCCAAAUCGGCGGAAAUCCACGAGCAAAUUGACAAGAAUCUGGAAGAAGUGUCGCUUUUCGAGGAGGAAAUCAAGAUCAAAGCUGAAAGAUAAUACUCGUUUAUUCGAUAACUCUCCCCAUGUUGCUCAGGAAUGUGUGCUGGACGGCAUUAAGUAAUAAUUGGAUGAAUAUUAGACGUACAUAAUGUUGGUGUCCGUCACGGAAGCGAGGCAGGAACACGGAUAGCCUGAAAGAUCGAGAAAUAAUGAGAAUGUUUCUGGUGAUAAAGAAUAUUUAUUGACUCUCACAGAAAAUCAUGUAAAUAGUAAACAAAAACUGAGAAAAAAUUCAUUAAUAAAUCAAAUAAUAAACCGAAAAAAACUGUUUGGAAAUCCGGGAAGCAUAUGCUUCAUGUAAUACUAAUUAUUACUUGAAGCAUGUGCAGCAUGCUUUACACAUUAAAAAAUCGACACAACAAACUUUACCAAAUUUACUACGAAAGGCACAAAAUACUGUUAAACAAGAUAUUAAUAAAAAUUAAAGA